Messenger RNA from Biomphalaria glabrata, 6281 nucleotides. RefSeq lists its product as uncharacterized. The transcript is spliced from 15 exons. NCBI's taxonomy places the organism in Eukaryota, Metazoa, Mollusca, Gastropoda, Planorbidae. The coding region runs from base 169 to 2454 and encodes 761 amino acids. The record is from RefSeq and is a predicted model, not a curated record. Gene Ontology annotation, molecular function: protein binding.
AUCACACGACUACCAUGUAAACUUACAAAAAAAGAAACUGCUAUUGAGUAUGUGUUUCAAGAUGUUAGUGGACAUCCUUCUUCGACCAAGAAUUGGACACAUUUAUGCACAGAUACAAUAUUAUUAGACACAAGCUUGGAUUCCUUAAAACCAUUUGCGUACAGUAAAAUGCAAAUGAUAACAUUUAUGUUAUUUUUCUAUAUGUUGACCCUGACAUUAACUCAAACGACAGGUUGUAACUCCUCAGAGUGGACCUGCACCACUGGUCAGUGUAUUGAUAUCGGACAUCGGUGUGAUGGAAAUGACCAGUGCACAGACACAAGCGACGAAGCGAACUGCAACUGUGUUGAUAAACAGAUCAACUUACUAAUUGCAGUUGAAGAAGGGAGAAGUGAAUACAUUCAGCCUUUUAUCAAAGAUUUCCUCAAAGAUGUUGCUGUUGAUGGUAGAAACGUGAUUGUGCGGUUUGUGCUGUACAAUGAUUCAAAUGUGCUGGUUUUUAAUAACACCGAAAUGUCGAGUAAAGUGAAAACAAUCCAAGCUGUAGACGAACUGAAGUGGGCUGGCUCUGACAAUGCUGAGUUCAAAUCUAUCAUUAACUUCGUUGCCUCGUUUUCCACUCUUGAUUUCGGGGCUCAUCGUCAAAGUUCUCGCAAUAUUUUGUUUCUUAUUAUCUUCAAACUAAACAGGUACAACUCCUUUAACUUCCAAAUUCUAAGUAACACAAUUCAAGGGAGAGGAAUACGCAUUGUAGCUUUAGGAGUCGCUCUAACAGAUAACUCAUUGCUGGACUCGAUAGUAAGUAAACCAACUGAGAACAACAAGUUUGCUGUGGAUAAUUUUCAAGAUUUGAACAGGAUCAUUCCUAAACUUACAUCAGAAUUAUGUCCGAAAGAAACGUUAGCUGAGACUGUUUCCCCAACAUCCCUGACGUCAACUGCAAUGUCAGACGAGAAAACAGGUUCCAAAGAAAAGUUAAUUGAAAAUUUUUCACCAACAGCCGUGACGUCAAUCACAAUACCUGACACAACAAAAAGUAGUAAUUUUUCAAAAACAGACUUGACAUUAACUACAGUGAAUGACACUAUUGCAAGAAGUUGUGACUCUUUAGAGUGGACUUGCACCUCUGGUCAGUGUAUCGAUAUUGGACAUCGGUGUGAUGGAACUGACCAGUGCACAGACAAAAGUGAUGAAAGGAAAUGCUAUUGUGAUGAUAAGCCGAUCAACUUGUUGUUUGCAAUAGAUGAUGGAGAAACUGAAGACAUCAACAAUAUUAUAAAAGACUUUAUAAAAAAUUUUCUCAGAGACCUCGCUGUUGAUGGUAAAAACGUGAUAGUUUGGUUUCUGAAGUAUAAAGACACAGUCAUACUGGCUUUUAAUCGCACAGAAGUGAACAAGGUUAAGACUUUGAAAGCUGUUGACGAACUGAAAUGGGAGCCCUCGCCCUACGCUGAGUUUAGAAAUAUCGUCAGCUACGUCAGCUCUAUUUCAACUACUCUCUAUUUCGGGGCUCAUCGUCAAAAAGCUCGGAAUAUUCUGCUUCUGAUAACCCUUUACUUAACGAAACACAAUUACAAAAAUUUUGCAGCGGUGGCCAAUAUCAUUCAAGAAAAAGGAUUGCACAUUAUAGCUGUCGGGGUUGAAUUACAAGAUAACCUUUACUUAAGAUAUGUGGCAAGUGAGCCUGUAGAGAACAACACGUUUGCUGUGGAUAGUUCUGACGAUUUGAAUAAGAUUAUCCCUAGUCUUACAUCCGCACUAUGUCAAGGAAACUCCUCCAAUGAGUUUACAGAUAAUUUUACACAAACAUUCCUUGCAUCAACUACAUUGCCUGAUGAAACUACCAGAAUUUCAACUUUAGCUUCCACUUUAGUUUCCACUGCCAGUGGCUCCGCAGAUAACACAAUACUUAUAGUCAGCCUGUUGGUCAUAACCAUUCUUUUACUAGCAAUCGUGGCGUACAAAUUUAAAGAGAAACUUCGGUGUUGUUCAAGAAACACACGAAUUUCUACAAUUUCCAGUGAAAACCAGGACUAUGUAGAUGUAGACCAUUAUGACUACUUAGAACACUAUGAACUAAAAACAGAAGACCCUAGCAAGACACAGGAUAAAAACACUGACUAUCAUGAUCUUCUGGACUAUGACAAGUAUGACCAUUAUAAUGAUGUCUACAAACAAGAGACCUAUAUGGGAGUUGGCAAUGAUAAAGAAAUGCAUCCAGAAGACCAUUAUGAUAAUUUGGACAAUAAAAUAGAAAUGGUAUCAGAAUAUAUCACACCAAAAGAGAUUGUCUACAACAGCACGGCAGUUAGUGAUUAUGAUAAGCUAGAGCAAUCUAGAGGUGAAGAGCACAUUUAUGGCAGACCAAGAUCUACGGGUGACUUUACACAAAGGCCAGAACUACCUGCAUUCACUAAAGAUGUUAAAGGCAAGCCUAGACGGGGUACUUUAUAAAACACAGAUUCCAAACUAUAUUACAUUAGGUCAAGAUAAAGUAAAACUUUAAAAGGUGUAGUCCACAAAAAAAGUGGACAGUAUACAAUCACAUCAAUUUCGAUGUAUAAAUACGCUUCUAUUUAAAGCUAUUUAAUACAUUUGACAAAUAAAUUGUAUAAUAAACAUUGUUUCAAAUCUCUUACAAUCUGUAAACAAACUGGUGUGUAUUCUGUUCACUGUGUUAACUUUAACAAAACAUUGUGUUCGAAAGUCUGGGAAUUUAAUUUCUUGAAAUGCAUUAUGGAUGUUAUUUUGAUAACACCGGCUUGCUUCUACUGGAUUUGAAGACGGUGACCGUAAGCAUUCCCUAAAAGAAAAAACAAAUGUGUAACUGAAUUGAUGACGAAAGAUUUCACUCACGGACUAUCUUAUAAUAGUCUAACUGAUUACAAUAAUAGUAUCAAGAGUCCAAGACGUAACCCUCAGUGGCGUAGCUAGGGUAUUUGAUGCCCUGUGCGGCUGUUCCUCGUGACGCCCCUCUCCAUCCUCCCCCCCCCCCCCCGCAAAAAAACCCCGUUAAAAACUGAAAAGUUUCUGAUUUCGAAAUAAUGUGUUGUGUAACGGAUGGCAUAUUUUUCUUGUGGCCAAUACGUCUUAGAGGCUCUGCAUGACUCUCCGUUCGGUAUUAGCCGGAUGAACCAAACAUUUGAAAGCUUUUUUCACCUUUCGUUUUGCUGAUUCUUUUUACCUUACAAAAUAAAAGUAAAGUAAUUAGUCAUUAACAAAGAAAUAUACCAUUAUAAACUUGUCCAUAACCAGUGGAUUGAAAAAUGAAGUAACAACAUGUAAGGCUUCAAAUAUAAAAGUGUAACAUUACGUGUACCUUCAGAGAUUUAAACAAAUCUGGUAAAAUUUGAUUCGAGCUUUCUACAGCUCACAUUUAAUUUAAUUUAAGACAGAUUAUAAGACAUAACAAAUUACCAAAACAAAUACAGCGUGUUUGUUUUUAUUUAUGUAAUUACAAUUUGUAGUUCUACUAAGAAAGUUUGUCCUCAGUUUGAUGCCCCACACCACUUGAUCCUCCGUUCGGCUCGCACCACCCGCACAUUGCUAGCUACGCCACUGCAUUAUCUAGCACACUUUUCUACUACUUUUAGACCACCCAGUUUAUGAGUUUAUAUAUAUAUAUGUGUAUGUUUGUAUGUGUACAUAUAAUUACAAUUGAAAAUGCAUAUAAAGAAUUUAUUUCCAUGAACUGUAAGAGAUCUUCUUCACGUUGGUUUUGAUUUGUCAAAUAAAUUUAUUUUUUAGUUCCAAGUGUUGCUAGACAAUAAAAAAAUAGAUGUACACAUUUUUUACCAGACCAAGUGAGUUGAUUUAAGCUUUGAAAAGUAUGUACUUCACAAAAAUGUGUGUGUCUAUAUUUUUAACGUUUAUAUAAAUAUAUAUAUAUAUAUAUAUAUAUAUAUAUAUAUAGUUGUAUUGUAUGUAUGUAUUAGAUAUAUGCAUUAUCUAUAUAGAUUAUGUUUAUUGACAAAUGACUGUGUAUAUAUGUUAAAUGCAAUAUAUAUGUAUAAUUGCAUAUGGUGUAUGCACUAUGUGUAAGUAUAUGGUAUAUACAUUAUAUGUUUAUGGUAUAUGCAUUAUAUGUCUUUGAUAGAUGUGUUGUAUUGUAUACAUUAUGUCUUUCUAUAUAAAUAUUAUUUCUAUAUAGCAUUAAAGUAUCUAAAAUUUAUAUUUUAUAUAUAUAUAUAUACUAUAUGUAUUACAUUGGUAAUGUGUAUAUGUUAUAUGUAUUAUAUCAAAGAUGUAUAUUUAAAGUGAGUUAGGUUUGGUCUAAAUUUCAUUUUGUUACUACCCCUCUAGCUCGGCUUGAAGCUAAAAACCACCUCUAUAAUAUAAAAAAGGCAAUUACACACAAAAAAUUCUAUAAGCAUAGCCAAAGUGUUUUGAGUUGAAACCCCUCUCAGCCAGAAGGCUUUAAAUUUAAAACCCAUCCAGAUAGUUUUUCAGUUUAAAAUUCCCCUACAUAGAGUUUUAAGGUUGAAAACCCCUCUCUUCAAUAUAAUUCUAAAGCAAACUACAGUCACCAAAUUCUAUGAGCGUAGAUAAGGGGGUUUUGAGUUUGUAUUUAAAAAAAAAUUCCAAAGAUUUUUUUUAGUUUAACCUCUCCCCCCCCCCCCUUUUUACAUAUUGUUUUAACUAUAAAUCUUCCCUUUUCGAUAUAAUAUCUAAAGCAAACUACAAUCAUCAAAUUCCAAGAGCUUAGCAAAAAGAGGUUAAAAAUUUUCUACCAGUGGCUGUGCUCCAUUAAUUAAAUACAGUGAAUAGAAUGGAAGUCAUCUGCCGAAAUUGAAAAACACUAAAUGUGGCUCAACAAAGAUGGCUAAGAUGAAUUUUAGGAGUCAUUUAUAGAGAUCCGGUCUCAGUCAAGAAAAUCUUGGAAUCGACAAAUUUUGAGGUUGUGACAGAGCGUCGCAUGAGGUUUGCGAGACAUAUUUUCAGACAAAAUGAAUUACGAAGAACAAGUAAUUUACUCUGCAUUCACCCGUCACUAAAUAGCUGAGCCAAACUCAAUCGUUGUGGGGGCCUAUGCGAAACGGAUUUAGUGGGGCCAAGUUUGGGUAAGAAUACAUAAUAAGAGUUGCUAUGACGAGUAAAGCGCAAACAGGGACACCCUCAGACACCAUUGCUAGCAUUAGUAACACCAGGAAGAACCUAUUUUAGAGAGCAAAAAACGUCUUCCGGAGAAAUGAAGGAUCAGAAUUUAAUAAAGAUUAAUAAUGUGUACACACACACACAGACACACACACACGCACGCACGCACGCACGCACACACACACACACACACACACACAUACACACAUACAUACAUACAUACAUACAUACAUACAUACAUAUAUAUAUGCGCCCCCCCCUUCCCGAAGAUUUAUUCUAGCUACGCAAGCGAUUUAACCAGUACGUCCCAUGACAUGUGCCAUCUAAUGGAGUGUGUGCGUGUGUUACCAAGGGAAUAAUGAUGAUACAAAAGUGGCAACUGAAGUUUGAAAUCUUAGAAACAAAAAAGUGCCUGUACGGCUGUAUAUUUAAAGCAUAUAUGGUUCUGACAGAAUCCUUGAGAUGAAGAUAAUUUUACAUUAUGUUUGGAAAAAGUAGGAAACCUAUUUUCAGGGAGAUAACUGAUAUUAAUACUUUCAAAUGUUUUUUCAUCAUUACUUCCCUAUACAUUCACAACAGACUCAUUCAUAAUUUACAUGUGAAAAGAUGGUUUUUAUUUAAUGAUUUGAUUGCCAGGGGAACAAAAGAGUUUUUGUGUCUGUUUGUCUUUGCUAUCGGUAUCUUGUAUCUCUUUUGUGAUGGUAAAAUCACAAAAUCCUGACCCAAAGUAUGAUUUUUUUCUUACAAUCUUUUUUAGCAUUUAAUGAAUGUUUUUCUCAAACAGCUGCCCAAAUGGGGAUUGUUUUUUGCCAAUGAUUUUACCAGCAGCAAUUAGGAUUCUAUGAAAUUUAUCUUUUAUAUUUAAUAUUCAUUUUACCAUAUAGGCAGUGAUAUUAAGACUUAAAAUAUUGCAAAUGUGAGCGUGAUAAAACAUAGCCAAGGCCUUUUCGCUAAAAUUAAAUGACAUUUUUCUAAAUAAUCGUAAUCUUUGCUGAUAUAAUCAGUAUUUUCAGUAAAAUUUAAUAUAUUAUCUAAGACAGAACCAAGGUAUUUAAAAGUUUGAACUAUUUCAAUAUUCACAUCAGCUACAAAACAAUAUCGUUUUCCUAUUUUUCUACGAAAAUUGAUUAUUAUUUGUUUGUUGUUGUUUUUUUUUAAUUUACUAAUAAAAAAUUAUCUUUACAGUA